AUGUCUUCUCCUCGCGCCGCCUCGCCUGCUGGCACCCCCGCCGCGUCCGGCGCCAGCAUCGCCCGCCCUUCGUCGCCUUCGAUCCCCGGCGGCCCCCGUACCGCCAUCCGUCGCCGCGCCGCCGCCGACCAGAAGGAGAAGAUCGCCAAUGCCAGGCCAAGCAGCACGAGGGCCGCCGGCGCCGGCGGCAGCUCCAGCACCAUGCUGAGGCUGUACACCGACGAGUCCCCCGGACUCAAGGUCGACCCCGUCGUCGUUCUCGUUCUGUCUCUCGUCUUCAUCUUCAGCGUUGUCGCUCUGCACAUCAUCGCCAAGGUCACCAGGAAGUUCUCCAGCUAA
Messenger RNA from Verticillium nonalfalfae, 339 nucleotides. It is a transcript of the gene SBH1, whose product is annotated as Arf guanine nucleotide exchange factor sbh1. Gene Ontology annotation, cellular component: Sec61 translocon complex. The coding region runs from base 1 to 339 and encodes 112 amino acids. NCBI's taxonomy places the organism in Eukaryota, Fungi, Ascomycota, Sordariomycetes, Glomerellales, Plectosphaerellaceae. Gene Ontology annotation, biological process: intracellular protein transport. The transcript is spliced from 4 exons. The record is from RefSeq and is a predicted model, not a curated record.